Molecule: messenger RNA, 3035 nt
Organism: Ectocarpus sp. CCAP 1310/34
Lineage: Eukaryota; Phaeophyceae; Ectocarpales; Ectocarpaceae
Source: the annotation of a GenBank genome assembly
GGCUGCUGUGAUACGGCCCGCAUCGGCACCGAUCUCAAGAAGGAGGGAUAAAUCAUUGUCACGCGCGUUGUUUUCUUUCGCACAACAGCAGCUUGCGAUCCUUCGGGGGUCUUCACAAAGCGCCGUGUGUGUGCCUUCGCGACCAAAAAAGGUGAAACGCUCAAAUCAACCGCGAGGCCGGCAGGGGUGAGAGAUAAGGGAGACUCCGACGGGAGUCGAAAGAGAGACGAUGAUGCCCCCGGGAUACGGCGGGCACCCGGGCAUGCCACCGAUGCAGCCAGGGACGGGCUGGGCGUUGAGGGCGGUGGGUAAUGGACGGACCGUGCACGAGGUCCGCAUGCACGCCCACGAGUACUUCGUCAACCUGCAGAUGAUGGAACCCGAUGCACGCGUUCUCGGAAGCAAGAUCAAGCGCGACGAUUGGACUUUCGAGCAGGACAUGGUAUUCGAGCACGCCAUGGCCGAGUUCGAGGAGACGGACUCGUUGAGGUGGCUGAAGGUCGCCUCGCUGCUUCCGGGGAAGAGCCACGAGGAUGUAAGGCAUCGCUACCAGCGUCUCGUCUACGAUGUCCACAAGAUCGAGAAUGCGGUACCGAUGGAUGUAAAGUACAAGGCACCGAAGGGUGGCAAGUCUCUCCUUGCGAAGGUCGCCGCGAAGAGCGGGUCGGCCUCGAGCAGGGGGCGCGGUGGAGGAUCAACGAAAGGCGGGGGGGGAUCCUCGUCGAGCUCCGCGAUGCACGGGGCGGGCGGCGGGAGAGAAGCCAAGCCGAAGGGGAUCCAGAAAACAAAGGUAAAGGGGAAAGGGGGCGGCUACCUGCUCACCAACAAGUCGUCGUCGUCUUCCUCCUCCUCCUCCUCGCCCAGAGGCUCCGCGAGAGGCGGGGGGCUCGUGCGGUCGCAGCUAGGGAGGGCGGGAGGGGGAGGCUCGAACGGCGGGGCCCCUGCCGCGAGCGGGUCAUCGUCGUCAGCAGCGGGGGGGAAAGGAAGAGUGGACGCGAGAGGGCCCAACAGCAGCAGCAGCAGCAGCAACAGCAGCGGCGGCAGCAGCGGUGCACCAGCACCAGCACCACCUGCGCCAGCAGCCAACCGACCUUCCUCAGCCAACGGAGUAGGAGCGCGAGGCAAGGGGCUUGCUGGUAGGGGCAAGGGGCUAUCCGGACGUGGAAAGGAGCUAUCCGGACGUGGAAAGGGGCUCUCCGGCUCUGCCAGAGCAGCCGCAGGCGGGGCCGCUAGCGGGGCUAGGGGGGGGGGGGCGGCUGGCCGCNGCGGGGCUAGGGGGGGGGGCGCGGCUGGCCGCGGGGGGGGAGGCUCGAGGACGACGGCGCCCAGGGGUAGCAGCAGCAGCAGCGAGGCUUCGGCGAUGAAGCGGACGGCGGUGGCGCACCUGACCAACCUUAAACGGGCGAGGCUGACCGGCGACGUUCGUGGCAUCGGUGGGUGUGCUGCUUCGCCAAGACGGACGGUUGGUGCUGGUGCUGGUGCUGGUGCUGCUUUUAGCGAGCUGUACAUACACCACGGUGUUAUUUCCUCUUUCGUGGGGCGGGGGAGAGGAGGGGCUGCUGUGGUUGAGGCGGACAGGCGGAAGAGCGGACGGGCCAGAAAGCGGAAGGUGAUGGGCGGUGGCGAGGAGGAUGACGACGGCAUGGAUGGUGACUACGAAGGCGGCGGAUACCCCCAAUACCGCCACCGGGGCUAGGAGCGCUGAACUAGAGGAAGAGGGCGGAGGCGGGCACGAACUAAUAGAUUACUGCUGUGCGCGUUGGAAUUGAGGGGGGGCUUCGAGUGCCGGGGGAAGCGCUUGAAGCCUUGCUGGUGUUCGAGACCUCGCGCGGACGAGAAGCAAGGGGGUGCGGUGGAUGAUGCGCGCCCGGGGGAGGGGGGGGUACAACCAUCGGCCGACAACCUUUUUUCUUGGAAGCGGACUGGCUCCUUCAAAUGGUCUGGUGAUUGGUGAUUGGAUGAGGAUAAUUUGCGAAGCCAAGAAGCGGUGCAAGCCCUGCCUGCCCGCGGUAGGCAACGAAACGGUCCGGCGCCACGGGACUGUCGGGACGGCGGACCGCACGUGCUUUGAAACCGGAAAAAGCUCUCCCGCCUGGAGCGAGUCACAAGUAGUUUUAUUAUGUUCUUGUUUUGUCUUGGCUGUGGGAGUGUCUAUUAUUUCAGCACCAAGUACGAAAAUUUAGGUUAAUUGUAUGGUUGAGAGGGCACGGAGCGAGGAGGUUUAGGUUUCGAUAGCCUGUUCAGGCAGGCUUCUGUUGUGUCCCCCCCUUGACCCGGUUGUUGUUUCGUGCACCGUCGUCGACGCCCAAAACGAAUGCUCGAAAUCUGUGUCGCUUGCAUAAGCCGGGGUAUGCCCUUUUUUCUUUCUCGAGUAUUGCAGGGCAGUACACUCAGAGGGCAACAGGUGAGUUGGGCGGGUGCGUCACAAAAGAGAACCGCGCCUGUGACGGGUGAUCAACGGCAGCAAUUAGACGUACAUAUGGCGAUUUGGUCUGUCGUUCUACUUUUUAUUAGAUUUGGUGACCGGCAUAAAGAGCGAGCCGUACAUUGUAUCUAGCUCGGUCGGUUUGCAGGCAGCACGCGGCCUCGGUUUCGGGGGUGGUUUGCAUUCACAUUUGUACAGUGCGCGGGCCCCCCGCGGGUUUAUGCUUUCUUGAGUUUGGACGCGGGGAAGACUCGAAAGCAGACUCGUUGUUGCGGUGCUUUGCCCCCCCCAGCAGCAGCAUGAAACAGCAGCAUCGAUAUACCAUCUCCUCACACGUUGGCAUGUAAAGUAAUUAGUCUAGUGAUGUACGUGGCGUGACGAAGCUCUUCGGAAGCACGCACCGGCUUUAUUUCCCUUCUUUUUUUUCCAAGGAGACUUCGAGGGCAACGAGGAGUUUCUGUAUUUGUUGUGCAGAGACCACCACAAACACUCACUCUCUCUCAGGUCGUCUUCAUAGGGUAGGUUGUUUUCUUCGCGUUCCGUACUGUGACCCGCCGCAAUAACAUGCUACAGGCCGGUUGUUUAUCGUAGGUACCGUAGAUUCCAGGGU